GAUAAUUGUUCUCGCAUUAUUGGCUUACAGUGUAGAAUCACGAAAAGUAAUUGAAAAAUGUGAUGGUGUGAUAGACGUAAAUAAUGCUGAAGAGGAAGUUUUAAAGAACAACAUAGGAAGUCCAUACCAGUUAGCAAUUGAUCGUGAUAAAGAUACGCUAUUUUUUAGUUAUACCCGCGAAGAGAAAGGAGAAUCAAUUUUUGAACUAGCAUUCAUUAAUCUUACAAACAGUGAAUUUAAAACUGUAAACGGUAUUGUUGGUGGUUUCGCCAAUGCUGUAGAUGAAAAAAGUCACACUGUAUAUCUUGGUGGAGAAAACGGAAUAUAUACAUUUGACUAUAAGUCUAAUUUUGCUAACCAUGUGGAUGGUACAAAUCAUAGAGUUUGGCAGAUGUUCUUUAAAAAAUAUUUGUAUUACACUACGUAUCCAGAAGAAGAACUUUAUGUUUUAAAAAAUGGCCAGACUCAAAGAGUAUCUCAAUUAAACAAUACCAGAGCAAUGCUGGUCGCUGUCGAUAACUUUGGAAACAUUUUCUUCUCUAACUCAUCAGGACUGUACAUUUAUGAAGAGCAAAAAGAGAAACCUAAUUCUAUCACUCAUAUGGGUGAUUACAUUAUUAAUAGUUUCACUUCUGAUGUACAAGGAAAUCUAUACUUCUCAACCCCAAAUUCUAUUUACACUAUAGGAUCAAACAAGUCAGUGAAACAACUGAUUGUGUUAGAUGAUGUUUAUGGAUUUGCUAUUGAACAAAACGGAAGCCUGAUUUAUUCCACUGAAGAUAGUAUAAUACGACUUAAGUUGAAUACUAAGCAAUGCUGAAGAUAAUACGUAACACCUAUUUAAUAUUACUUGGUUCAAUAAUUGUGGUAUAAUAAAUAAACACCCAUUUUGUAUCUUAAUAUUUAAAAUAAGUCUAAAGCGGUUGCCAUAAUGUAAUUCAAUUCAAGAAGUGAGAUAGAAAGUAGUAACUUUAGUACGUGAGUUGAAAAUAAACUCUCGAUACUAAAACCCGGUCUGUAAGACUCACAAAAGCUGUACACUUGUAACAAACAUAGGUACUUUAUGGUUUACUGUCUACCGGUGUAGUAUUAAUUUUAAAUCUGUGGAUUACUUGAUCAUUUUACUGGUCCUUUUAUCUAUGUGUCCAAGAAACUUUAAGAUUUUAUAAAGCGUAAUAAUAUUAUCUCUUUCCACUCAAACGCACGUCUUAAGUGCGACAAGUUAAUUCAUCCUUUCGCUCACUUUAUUUCAUUUAGAGAGAGUUUUAUGGCUCAUAAAGUUAGAGCUCGUAGCAGUACCUACCAUUGCUACGUGAUUACAAGAGAUAUAAGAUCUCAGUGGAGACAUCAUAAUUCUUCUUACCUAGUUAAUAAUUUUCAUUUUAAAAAAUCAA
Molecule: messenger RNA, 1394 nt
Organism: Bicyclus anynana (squinting bush brown)
Lineage: Eukaryota; Metazoa; Arthropoda; Insecta; Lepidoptera; Nymphalidae
Product: ommochrome-binding protein
Molecular function (GO): protein binding
Source: RefSeq, a predicted model, not a curated record